CGGCGGGGGCGGCGCUGAGAGCAUCACCGGUCGGGCGGAAGGCUGGGGUGGAGCGUUAGACUGAAGCAGCCGGGGAAGGAACGCGGCGAAGCCGGAGGAGCGAGGCGCUGCUGCUCCCUGGCCCCAAGCAGGCCGAGAGGCUUUAUGGGUGUUCUGAGGAUGUCCCUGACACUCCUGGAGAUCCACUGCGCCUGACCCGCGAGGAACACGUGGUAAGGUGUGACUGGUCAAAGGACAGGCCGCAGUAUCGUGGGCUGGAGGCUCUGACUCAACUUGGCAGAUGGGCCGACUGAUUCUUUCUUCAGGGCUUAAGGGUCUGUACGUGGUUCUACCCGCCCUGCGACGGUCCUGAGGAGAUUGUGCCAGGGAGAGUGUCAUGCACAUCAGUCUUCCAGGGGUGGAGGUCUCAUCUGGAUUGGCCCCUUCCAGCCUACAGAAGCUUGGAAUGUUUAGGGUAUUUUUGUUGUACGUUUAACUUCGGGUGUGAAGACUGGGAACGUGUCUGAGUAGGCAUUAUUAUCCCUGAAAACCGGUCAGAAUGGGAGACCAGGCCCCACCCACACUCAUGCAGCUGGCAAGACAGAGGCUGCUGAGGGAGGAGAACUUGAUCAUUUCUACUCUGGAGGAGCUGCCCAUGGGGCUGCUCCCGGCGAUGUUUGAGGAGGCCUUCACUGACAGACGCAUAAACAUCCUGAGGGCCAUGGUGUCUGCCUGGCCAUUCCCAUGCCUUCCUGCGGGAACCCUGAUAAAGGACCCCCACCUGGAGAUUUUGAAAGCUCUGCUUGCUGGACUAGAUGUGCUGAUUACAGAGAAGGUUCAUCCAAGGAGGUCGAAACUCAGAGUGCUUGAUUUGACGAAUGUGCACCAGGACUUCUGGAGCAUUAGGGCUGAAACCCAGGAAGGUGACGGCUCACCACAAGCCAAGAGGCAGAAGCAACCAGUGGAGGAGAUCUGCCCUAAUUCUGGGGUGAAGAAACGUUUUAAGGUGGUAACUGAUCUUGAGCUCAUAAAGGCCAGGUUCAAUAAAUGUGAAACGUACCUGUUACAGUGGGCCCAGCAGCGCAAAGGUUCCAUUCAUCUAUGCUGUAGAAAGCUGAAGAUUUGGGAUUCACCUGUCUUCGCUGCGUUACAGAUCUUCAAAAAUAUAGAUCUGGACUGUAUCCUGGAGCUGCAGCUGAGUCAAUGGUCACUUGAAUUCAUGGCACAGCUUUUUCCUUACCUGGAGCAGAUGAGAAAUCUUCACACACUUGUGCUAGAGGGGAUUCCGAAGCCCUUCAGAUUUGCUGCUUCUGCAGAGCAGGGAUGGAUAAGCAUGUUGCUUUCUCAGAUCUCCAAGCUCCCGUGUCUCCAGAAUCUCUAUGUAUACAAUAUCUACUUUUUAACAGGCUGCCUUGAAGAGUGGCUCAGAUGCCUGAAGACCCCCUUGAAGACCCUGUCAAUCACUGACUGCCGGCUCUCCCAGUCAGACUUGGAUUACCUGAGCCAGUGCCUGAACAUCCGUGAGCUCAAGCAUCUGAACCUGAGUGGUGUAGUGCUGUCUGAUUCAUGCCCUAAGCUUCUUGGGGUUCUCCUUGCAAGAAUCUCAAGUACCCUGCAAACCCUGGAAUUGGAGGAGUGCGAGAUGAGGGACUCUCAUUUCAUUGCUAUCUUGCCUGCCCUGAGCCAAUGCUUCCAGCUUACCAAGGUCAAUUUCUAUCAUAAUAAUAUCUCUCUGCUUGUCCUGAAGAACCUUCUACGUCACACAGCCAAGCUGACCAAGCUGACCCAGGAGCUGUACCCCGCCCCUCUGGAGUGCUAUGAGGAAUUGAGAAUACUUAGAAACAAAUUCAAGCUGCUUUGUCCCGAGCUGCUGGAUAUACUCAGGGCCAAAAGGCAGCCCAAGAAAGUCUCCUUUUCUACAAGAACCUGCUUGGACUGUUUUCACUCCUGUUUCUUUGACCUGGAGGCCAGACUUUGCCUUUGUCCGUAAGUAGGAUAAGGUUGCUUCUGGUACUAAAUAUGGAAGCCUAGUAUUGGGAGUGUAUGUACACUGUGCAUCCUCGAUUGCAUAUAAUAAAUGUGCUGAGUUUUGGGGGGUUAAAAAAAAAAAAAAAAAAAAAAAGAAGUUUAACUUUGUGGUCCUGGCCUGCAACAUGGCUCAACAGGAGUUCAAUCCCUGGGACCCUUGUGGUGGAACGAGAGAACCAUCUCUCAAUUUUCCUUUGACUUCCAAACACAUACACACAACAAUAUAAAUAAAUGUAACGAAAUAGAAUUUAAAAAUUUUGCUUCCAAAAGAAAAGAGAAAUCUUGCUGCCAUUUUGGGAUAGUUGGGUAAAAUCUAGCUGCCUCUUGAUUAGUGGUUUUUAGUUUCAUCAUAGUUAUGCCAUCUGUGGAAUGUGCUCUCCAAGUGAUUCUACUUCUGUGGUUGACCAAUGUCUGCCACAAAGAAAACUUGGAAAAAUAUUGUUGUUCUAGAACAUGGGAUUGAAUUUCUUACUCUUCAACUCAACAGUUUCUCAGGAUAAAAGAGGAUGUCUCCAUGACUGUUUCUUUUAUCUUUGUUCUGACUGUCAACAAUCAACCUUUAAAAACAAAAGUUGAUAUCUGGAAAUCUUUCAUAUAUGUGUGUAUGUAGUGGGUAGCUGUUCCAGCUUUGACCUGGAAGUACUACCCCCAGUGAGGCUUCCAGUAAUUGUCACGCCUACCUAUGACCUGCCCCUGAGACGGGGCUGAGAGGGAGCCCUUAAGACCUGAGAUCCAGAUAUGCUAGCUCUCUUGGUUCCUGGUGAUCCUGGAUGCUGGAUGUAGACCAAGCAGAGUUCUCCAGAGAACACCACUGGACUGCACUUCACCUCUCCCGGAUCCUAUAACCUAUUCCUUUACUUGUUAUAAGUUACCCCAAAAUAAACCUCCCUUUUAACUAUGUGGAGUUGCCUCAAUAAAUCCUCCAAUAUGUGUAUAUGCACACAAAGUACAUGCAAAUUAAAAAAAAUUUAUGUGUAUGAGUGCCUGUACCCAUGUACCCUCAGAGACUAGAGGAGGAUGCUGGAUCCCCUGGUACUGGGGUUACAGAUGGUUCUGAGCUGCCACGUGGGUGCUGGGAGUUAAACUGGGGUUCUCUGCAAGAGCAGCAAGCAUGCUUCCCUGAUGAGCUAUUUCUCCAGCCCCACAAAGAAUUAUUGUAAAGCAUGUAUUCGAAAUAAAUACUUAAAAAAGG
Messenger RNA from Peromyscus californicus insignis, 3199 nucleotides. RefSeq names its product oogenesin-1-like. The transcript is spliced from 2 exons. The record is from RefSeq and is a predicted model, not a curated record. NCBI's taxonomy places the organism in Eukaryota, Metazoa, Chordata, Mammalia, Rodentia, Cricetidae. The coding region runs from base 539 to 1969 and encodes 476 amino acids. Gene Ontology annotation, biological process: negative regulation of cell differentiation; positive regulation of cell population proliferation; negative regulation of DNA-templated transcription. Gene Ontology annotation, cellular component: cytoplasm.